AUGUCUUAUUCAAAUAUAUACUACCUCAUACUAUUGGUCAUCUGGUUUAAUUGUUCUUCCAUUCGUUAUCUUUUCAUAUUACCAAAGGUUCAUCCCACAGCAUCUCAUCCUUCACCAAGAAUUCGCCAUUUUCCUCUCUCCUGGGCUUCUUGCUGGGCUCACUCAACUGCAUUGUCUUACAAGACGUCACUUUCUUGCCUGCCCAUGGAUGGAGAGGUUUACCUCCAUCCCAGAAAGAUGACUUUCUCCAGCCUGUGCUAUCCAGAAUGCGGGGUAGCCCAACCCAGUCCAGUUACUGACAGCUGCAACGAGCCAUGCAUUAGGCAGUGCCCUGACUCCGAAGUGGUGAUCAAACCCUCACCGGUUGUUGUGACCCUCCCCGGACCAAUUCUCAGUAAUUUCCCUCAGCAGAGUGAAGUGGCAGCCAUAGGAGCUCCUGUGGUUGGAGCUGGUUUGGGGGGCUCAUUCUGUUUGGGGGGAUUGUACGGCUAUGGAGGCCAUUACGGAGGAUUGUAUGGUUUAGGGAGAUUAGGUGGUUACAGGGGCCUUUACGGUUAUGGGGGAUUAUUGGGCUAUGGGGGACACUGCGGUUACCCAGGCCUUUAUGGUUUCGGCGGAUUAUGGGGAUAUGGGGGAUGUGGCCGUAGGUCUCUUAGUGGAUAUUGUGGGCCAUGUUAAAGCCAGCAGGAACAUCCAUGGAAGCAGGAAAAAACAGGAAAUGACGGGCAAGAUACAGAUUCACCUCUGAGCUUUUGGGCAUGGCUUUCAGAAGUGCUGGGCAAACGUGGCUCCAGCUGAACUCAGUGGGUGCUGUGUGUGCUCAGCACCUUGGGCUGACAGCCGUGCUGCAUUUCUAAUGUUACGCUUUAUGACUCUUUCUGCAAAUGCUUUCCCAUCCAUGUGCGGAUUCUUUUAUUUGCAUGUGGACUCAUUCUGAAUUACACGUAGGCUGUUUACACUAACCCUGCAGUGUGAAGGAAACAGCGGCCUUAAGAUAGGCAUCAUUUACUUUUAUUAUCACUUUAAGUCCCUUUUAGGCACCACAUGUUCUAUCCUUUCCAUCAAUAUGUACCUUUAGCGGCUCACUUUGACCUUUGCGUGGCAGAUGUCUAACAGAGAAACUGCUUAGUCCUCUGCUUCUAUUUUCCUUUGUCUCAUUUUCCACCAACUGGGAUAAAACAAGGAACUUAAAAUACUUUCAAUGGGGACUUGUUUGUCAAUCUCUGCAGCUGCAGUCAGAAGAACAUACACCCCGUUGAGGUAUGCAAUUGGUCAGAGCCCUUCUUGAAACAUUGGAAAUGCAUUCUUUCUGCUCUGUAGUAUUUCUUCCUGUAACUGUGUAUUACCAAUUUCAUUUGCAUUAAAACUCUGCUGCAUCAUAA
This is a messenger RNA of Gopherus flavomarginatus (Mexican gopher tortoise), 1382 nucleotides long. Its product is annotated as claw keratin-like. The record is from RefSeq and is a predicted model, not a curated record. Lineage: Eukaryota; Metazoa; Chordata; Testudines; Testudinidae. Gene Ontology annotation, molecular function: structural constituent of cytoskeleton. The transcript has 2 exons. The coding region runs from base 1 to 678 and encodes 225 amino acids. Gene Ontology annotation, cellular component: intermediate filament.